Molecule: messenger RNA, 8638 nt
Organism: Eriocheir sinensis (Chinese mitten crab)
Lineage: Eukaryota; Metazoa; Arthropoda; Malacostraca; Decapoda; Varunidae
Gene: DAT
Product: sodium-dependent dopamine transporter-like
Exons: 13
Coding region: 646-2538 (630 amino acids)
Biological process (GO): sodium ion transmembrane transport; dopamine uptake involved in synaptic transmission
Cellular component (GO): neuron projection; neuronal cell body membrane; presynaptic membrane
Molecular function (GO): dopamine:sodium symporter activity
Source: RefSeq, a predicted model, not a curated record
AACACACGUUGGGGCGGGGGCUGGCCCUCUCGCUCUCUGGUAGUGAAGCCUUAGUGGGCGGGGCAAGUACCUCAAGAGGCCGGGCAGGGAGUGGCGAGGGUGGGCGGGGCGGCCGCGGACCAGAGACAGCGACACACGGCGUGCUAGUGGACCUCUGCCCUCGGCCGCCUGUGGAUGGGACAGUGCGACUCCAGCUUCUCCUUGCUGCUCGCGCUGUGGAAGGUGGUGGCCCUUGUGGUCCCCCGCCCCUGCUGUCCUCCGGUGCCCCGCCCCGGUCCGUGCUGCUCCGGCCCCGCCAGCCCGUGCCAACACCCCUGAGCGCCGCGCCGUGCCCUACCCGCACAAGGAGCUGCAGUGGAGACUGCCAGGGCGGGCGGCGGGAGGCGGGGCGGGCGUCCAGUGGGUGAGGAUGGCCGAGGGGUGCCUGCUGCUGCCCUCCCUCACCACGGCCCCGUGGGGCGCCGCCCAGCCCGCGUCCCCGCACACCUGAGUGCUCUGCAAGAGCCCCCAGCAGCGUGCGGGCGGCGGGGCGGGGGCAGCAGCGUGUGAGACCGCCGCAGCGCAUGACGCUUACCCCAGCGCUCCGCCACGGCCAGUCAGCGCUCUCGGACGUCAGCUGCAGCGUCAGGAGCCAGUGAAAGGAGCAUGGCGGGCGGCGACAGCAAGAAGACGGUGGUGCCCUGUGGCGAGCGGGAGGUGCAGGCUGUCAAGGCGGGCGACGGCGAGGACCGCGAGACCUGGGGCAAAAAGGUGGACUUCCUGCUCUCCGUGAUUGGGUUCGCCGUAGACCUCGCCAACGUAUGGAGGUUCCCCUACCUCUGCUACAAGAAUGGUGGAGGCGCCUUCCUGCUGCCCUACUGCGUGAUGCUGGUGUUGGGCGGCAUCCCCCUCUUCUUCAUGGAGCUCGCCCUCGGCCAGUACAACCGCAAGGGCGCCAUCACCUGCUGGGGCCGCCUCGUGCCGCUCUUCAAAGGAGUCGGGUUCCAAGUGGUGUGCAUCGCUUUCUACGUCGACUUCUUCUACAACGUGAUCCUAGCGUGGAGUCUCCGGUUCUUCUUCGCCUCCUUCACCACUGACCUCCCCUGGACCAACUGUAACAACGAAUGGAACACCGUCAACUGCAGGGAGAUCGGCAGCCAGGUGCCCGUCAUCGAGAGCCUGCCCAACACCUCCUCCUCGCCCUCCUUCUCCCCCCUCUUCCCCUCCAAUGUUUCCUCCCUGGACGCCAUGGAGAUAGCGGGCGCGGCGGGCCUCGUCCCCAACAAGACCACCUCCCCGGCCGAGGAAUACUGGACGCGUGUGGUACUUCAGAUACAGGAGAGCGGCGGCCUUUCUGACCUGGGCAUCAUUAAGUGGGAUCUGGCGCUCUGUCUGCUGGCCGUCUACAUCAUCUGCUACUUUUCACUCUGGAAGGGCAUCUCCACGUCCGGCAAGGUGGUGUGGUUCACGGCCGUGUUCCCCUACGUGGUCCUGUUCAUCCUCCUCAUCAGGGGCGUCACCUUGCCCGGCGCCGCAGAGGGGAUUCGAUACUACCUCAAGCCGGACUUCUCCAAGAUCUGGGUGGCCGAGGUGUGGGUGGACGCCGCAACGCAGAUCUUCUUCAGUCUGGGUCCAGGGUUCGGCGUCCUCCUCGCCUUCGCCUCCUACAACAAAUUCCACAACAAUGUCUACAAGGACGCCAUGGCCACCAGCCUCAUCAACUGCUGCACGAGUUUCAUCUCCGGCUUCGUCAUCUUCUCCGUGCUGGGCUACAUGAGCAACAAGAGCGGCAAGCCCAUCAACGAGGUGGUGGAGGAGGGCCCCGGGCUGGUCUUCGUCGUGUACCCAGAAGCCAUCGCCACCAUGCCCGGCUCCACCUUCUGGGCCAUUAUAUUCUUCAUGAUGCUCCUCACCCUGGGCCUGGACUCCUCGUUCGGCGGGUCAGAGGCGGUGAUCACGGCCCUCAGCGAUGAGUUCCCGAUCAUCGGCAGGAACCGCAAGGUCUUCGUGGCCAUCCUCUUCUCCGUGGACUUCUUCGUGGGCCUCGCUUGCUGCACCCAGGGCGGCUUCUACGUGUUCACCGUGCUCGACCGAUACGCUGCCGGCUACUCGAUCCUCUUCGCCGUGUUCUGCGAGGCUAUAGCGGUGUCCUGGAUAUACGGCAUUGACCGGCUGCGGGACGACAUUCGUGAGAUGAUCGGCUUCGCCCCCGGUAUUUACUGGAGGACGUGUCUCAAGUUCUUCGCCCCGGCAUUCAUCUGGGUGAUCAUCGUGUACGGCCUCAUCGCCUACAAGCCCCUCUCGGCCGACGACCCCGAGAAGUACCCGUGGUGGACAGACGUGAUUGGCUGGGGCAUGGCCGGCUCCUCCAUGAUCAUGAUUCCCUUCGUGGCCAUCUACAAGAUCAUCAGGGUGCCCGGCCCCGCCUCCCUCAAGCAGCGCCUCAAGAUCCUGACGACGCCGUGGCGGGACCAGCAGGUGUCUGUGGGCAACGGCGUCAGGUCGGAGGCCAACCAGAUCAUGCUGAACUCAGACACCCCGGCCCCUGACCAGGUGUAGGGCGCCUGCUAGACCACACUACAGCCCCACCACACUGACUCACCCUCACAACUCUAUACUCUCUCUUACAAGCAUGACACAGACUCACCGGCCCCUGACCAGGUGUAGGGUGCCCACAACACUACACAACACUACACUCCCACCACACUAAUACACUCCCACUUCUUUAAGCUACUCCCUUACAAGCAUAACUCACCUCCCCCUACACAACACCGUACAACAUUACACCCCCCUUGCCCUAAACUACACCCUCGUCAAAUAUAUGGCUUUCCACAACACCCUUCCCACAUACACUCCAUUAUCGUGAAGCAUAGAACGCCCCGCCACAGUAUAUCACAUCACCCCAGACCACACCCGCACCUCCCCCUCAAUACUAUUUAAUACAUAGGACAUCCCUCCCUCCCUCCCUCCCUCCCUCCCUCUUCGCCACAUAUUCUGACAAGCAGGGAACCGCGAGAUGCCACAAACACCUGCUGGUCACACCUACUCGUCUCACCUGGUCAUCGUCCCCUCCUCUCCCCCGUCACCCACGACCCCGCCAAGAAAGCGUGUGUGUGUGUGACCCACCCGGCGCCCAGCAGCAGCCAGGACACCACCAGAAGGAACAGGCACAGCAGCAGGAACACCACCAUCACCCGGAAGGUUUUAACGGCAGUGAACGUUCUACUAACACACACCAGCUAGUCAUGUCGCCGCCACCACCACUUACGUAGAACUAACCAAGUCUUGUUUUUAGUUAAGGUCUUACUGUCUUAGUCUCCGUAUCCUGGCCAGCUGAGGGAAGCCUGUGUAGCCCUCGUGUGUGGAUUCUCAGCUCCUCACCGCGUCUCGAUGUCUCGGCCUCGUGUCUUCGUAGGUAACUAACCGGGUAACAUUGGGUCGUAUCAAAAGACAUAUCGCCCCCUAAGAACACAUAAUGGAAGAGGCUUUCGUAGGAGUUGUGAGCAUUUCCAGGGGUAGUUUUAUGACCCUGGUGGUAGUUUGACCCUUCUUCUGUACCCUGAGCCUAAAAAAAAAAAAUUAUUAGAACCUGAUUGAUCCCCCCUUUGACCUUUAGAAAUAGCUGAUGUGAGAAGCGAAAGUGUCUUGAAAUACCAGCCAUUGUGUCGUGUACCGUAGUGGACGUAGCGUAGCCGUGGCCGUGGAAGCCCUGUGUCUUGUGUAGUGUAGUCAGGGUGUAGCCGUUCAUACACGUCUCUUUAUCUCACUCUCUGCUUUCAAAACCCAGCUCUGUACAGCCCCAAGGAAAUUACUUUCUCGUGAAUUUAUCCAGAUUCUCUAAUUAUGGUUUUGCCUCUAGCGUCGUAAUAUUAUAAAGCACUGGGUUCGUGGCGUCCGUGAAAAUAGAUGAAGUAAAAGACACUCGGGAGGGAUAAAAAGGAGUUGAACGUGUACCGGCAAGUGAGAAUCAGUUAUGUUUUAGGCGUUGUUUCUUUGCAAUCUCUAAUUUCGGUUUUAACUCGAGCAUUAUAGGCUCAUAGAGUACCGGGUUCGUGGCGUCCGUGAAAAUAGCUGAAAUAAGAGACACUCGGAAGGAAUAUAAAGGAGUUGAACAGUGUACCGGCAAGUGAGAAUCGGUUAUGUUUCGGGCGUUGUCUCUUUGCAGUCUCUAAUUUCGGUUUUAACUCGAGUAUUAUAGGGUUAUAGAGUACCGGGUUCGUGGCGUCCGUGAAAAUAGCUGAAAUAAGAGAUGAUAGGAUGGAAAAAAAUGGAGCUGAACUGUGUCCUUUAAAAUGAGAAUCGGGUACGUUAUGAGGUGUUUCUGAUGCUUGUCACCAUCGCAUCGAACACCUUAGCUUGUCAUUUCGUCUUUGUAUGGGAUUUAGAAGAACGUAAAGGAUGCGAUGCCCCGUGGACCGGCCGUGGCAAAGGAAGGAGGAGGAGGGGAAAGAGGAGAAACUGAAGGAUGCAAGAGGAGGAGGAGGAGUGAGAAUGGAGUAAGCAAGCUCGUGGUGUGUGUGCGUGUGUGUGUGUGUGUGUGUGUGUGUGUGUGUGUGUGUGUGUGUGUGUGUGUGUGUGUGUGAGUAUAAGAGGGAAAAAUAGGAGAGUGACUUAAAAGUGGAUGUAUUUGAAGUCUUGUGUUUUUUUCUUCGAGUUUCCUUACUAUUUUUACACGAUUUCUCCCUCAUGCAACUUUACCAUUCUUUUUUGAGGGUCAGACUUUGCUCUUGAUGCGGAGGGAAGUGUUGUGUAGCCCCUGUUUUACUUUCUUCAAUAAUAAAUUUUCUUUUGUUUUUAUUUUCAUUAUAUUUUGGGUACUUGCGUUGUGCCCAUUAGUAGGUCUGGAUUCGGUGCGCGGAUCGUCCUUCAUUCCAUAUAGUUCCGUGUCUGAAUGGGUUUGCGUGGACUGCUCGCCUCGGUGUUGUGCGACUCACCAGUAACUAAGUAUAGAAGCUUCAUGGUAGUCUAGUCUGCGAUGUGUUUCCUUCAUAAAAAAAAAAAAUAGUAACUUAAAACAUGUAUUAGUAAUGUUCCCAGGUCUGAAUAGUGACAUCUGUUUCCUCUCUAAAGUACGUUAAAGUGUUUUUGCGUGAAGUAUAUUAUAGCGUAGCGUCGAUGUUAGGCAAUAAGGUAGUUUAGUACGAUACUCGAGAGACGUUUUUGGCCCAUCGUUCAGUGCGAAGCCUAUGCGGAAUCGAAUGUUUCUUCUUAAAAUCAUAUAGCGCCACUUUCGUCAAUAUCAAGUCACCCAAAGAAGGAAAGUAGAGUAAGUAAGUAAAAUAUAAUCGUUUAAGAUAUGACUCGUCUCACCGUGUUCAGUUUUGCGACUUUGUGCGUGAGAAAAGUUUGCUUCUCAACGCUUGGACGGCGGCGCCAGACAGACGUACGACAGGUAUCUUGCACGAAGUUCUCUUACGCACGACUUUUUUCUCUUUGUCGUAGGUCCUGUAGCGGUUCUCGAGGAGCAUACACGCAGAUAUUACAGGCGUAUGUUGAUUGAAGUUCUCUGUCGUUCCUUCGUAGUUUACUGUAAGAACAAGUAUUUAGCUCGUGUAGUAACCGUGUAGCAAAAAAAAAAGUGUCAUUGGCCGCACUAAUGUCAACACACACGAGCGAUUUGUCUUGUACGUUUACCUUUCACGGUUUGGCUCACUCCUCUGCCUGACGGCGUACUUGUGGUGGAAACAACAAGUGCAGUGUUCGUUGUAUUAGUCUCGUGUGUCACCUGUACAUAACGCACCGUAGAAAGUCGUGUCCUUAAGGUGUAACUAGUCUUAAUUGGAAAGACCCAAAGUUUAGAUGAUCCAGCGUAUUAAUGGUUAGUGUUAGGUAGGGUGAGCUUGAGAGACAGGAAUGAAAGAGAGGGAACGAAUGAUCUGUAUGGAAUGAGAGAGAGAGAGAGAGAGAGAGAGAGAGAGAGAGAGAGAGAGAGAGAGAGUGAAGAGGUGUGAGUGAGGGGAAAAAAAUAGCAGGAUGGAAUGAAAACCAAGUGGAGCGAAUGAGAUAUGAGAGAGAGAAGAGCAAAUGAGGUUAAAUGAGAGGGGAUAAAUGACCUUGAGGGAAAGAGAGUUAGAGUGAGCUGGAAUGAGAGGAAAACUGGGUGGAGUGAAUGACAGAUGAGUGAGAGUGAAAAUGGGUUGAACUGAUGUGUGAGGGGAGAGGGGAGGGAGGUGGAGUCGAGCGGCGUGCAGGUGAGCGGGGAAGGUCAUUAGGUGUGUUUGAUGGAGACGCUCACCUGAGGACUGCGCAGGCCGGUCCCGUGCAGUCUAGGGGGCAGUCAUGAUUAUUAUUAUUAUUAUUAUUAUUAUUAUUAUUAUUAUUAUUAUUAUUAUGAUUAUUGCAUCACUGCAACUUUAGAUUACAACAUUAUUUGCUACUAUUACUACUACUACUACUACUACUACUACUACUACUACUACUACUACUUCUUCAACCACAUGUCUCAGCUCUCUUUCCAUGUUCGAUGAUAAAAAUAAAAAAAAAGUUCUUGGGGUCAUGUGAAGGGAGUGAGUGGUGUGUCGUGGUCACCAGUCGCUGUCGAGGGAGGGAUGUUGUACCGUCGACGUCGUUUUCGCAUACGCCAGUCGCUGUGCUCACCCAUUUCUCAUCUCCCCUUGAGUUAUAUUCAGUUGUAGGGGUGUUGUUCUUCGUGGGGUGUGUGCGUGUGCGUUUAUGUGCGUAAGGUGUGUGUAUACAGGAGGAGCGUGGGGUGUGUUGCGCCAUCUUCCCCUCAGCGCCUUGCCCGAUGUGUUGCUGUGUUGCAUGGCGGCGCUGCUGGGCUUGAAGGGGCUGCGUCCUGGGGCUGCGUGGGGCUGGUGGUCACCGGGACACGCGGCCACGUCCUCGAAUCACACGGCUCACCAAGAUCACUCCGGGGCUGCUAUCAGGCCUCGGGGGUCUACCAAACGGAAUCCAAGUGCUUGCCUAAGUGUUGGCGGACGCUUAACAGUGCUUAUUAUUGUCGGAAGCGUGUAAAGUGGUAGGUAGACGUUGUGUUUAAGAGUCUAUAAUAUAUAUCAGCGAUUCUACGUGUCCUGUACAGUGUGGUGCCCCGCUUCCGUACCUCCCGGAGCGCCACGGCUCACGAGGAACUUGCAUCCGUUGUGGAGGCGGAGAGUGGAAGGCACCGUGUUGCUUGUGUUGUUAGUGUAGCCUUGUGUACGGCGUCCGCGUCACGUUGUGUUGCCCCGCCUAAAGACCCAACAAGGCUGGCGGGAGUGUGGGCGCCUCAGCAGACCCCCUCCCGCGUACUGGUGUCUCGGGGCGCGCCAGCAGCCAUUGGCGUGCCCAGGGUGCUGCUAUAGGAAGUGUUCGUUGUUCGUGCGUGAGGUUGUUUGAAGUGAUACCAUUAUAUAUAUACAGUGUUCCACCAUUGUUCUCGUUGACAGAUCUUGUUUUCGGAGAUAUAUAGCUUUAUGGGAGUCACUUUCUCGUGUGGUGGGGAAGGGAGGAGAUGGUGGUGGUGGUGGUGGCGCGUGGUGGUGGUGAGGCGCGGUAAAUAUCUGCUUCACACCAUAUCCCCACCACCGCCAUCACCGCCGCCGCCGCCUCCCGAUACCUCCACCGCAGAGCAAAGUGACGCUCGGACUCGGCCAAGCUAGCGUGUUAGUCCACUAGGUUUAGCUUCUCCUGGUACAAACAAAGCCUUUAUCAGUGGACCCUCGCCGCCCCAGUGGCCGCGAGGGUCCUGCAGCAGCCAUAUCGAAGGAAUUUGUUACGUGCCACGCCGCCACGCCGCUGCCAGCCACGCCCCCGCCACCAGGACUCACCGCCGUGCCCACGACCCCAAAAAUAAAUACACAAAAGAAAUAAAUAUGUACGCUGUUAAAGUUUUCAUGACAUUUGGACUUUGAAUAUUGUGGCUCACUCCUUUGCUUGUGAAGGAAUUAGGCUGUACCUGAGAGAGGCCGUGGGGGACUGGUGGCUUCCUGAAGGUGCGGGAGUCUGGCGGUAGCGUGGUGUUCUCGAUGUUGUGUGGAGGCGAGUGGAGGCGCCCCUGGCCAGGCCUCGCCGCCCCUGUGUCAAGCGGGCUGGGCCUUCCCCUCCUGCCGAAGUGUAGUUAGUGUUUUUUGUGUGUGCAAUUGAGUGUGUGUGUGUGUGUGUGUGUGUGUGUGUGUGUGUGUGUGUGUGUGUAUUAAAAUUUACUCAACUCUUCAUUCCUUCUGUUUUAAGACAUUUGUACAAGGACGAAAAUUAGUCAAGAAAGUUGUCAUUCAUUUCGUUCGAACUCCAGACUCACUCAAACCAUUUCAUUAAGUUUAAGGGCAAUGAUUUACCGGAUAAUUUUUUUUAUAGUGUUCUCUGCGUACAUAUUAUAUCAGGUUCAUUUCCUUAAUCCUUCGCAUCCUUGUUAUUCAUCGUUUCCUGUACUGAAGACCUCAUCAACGUUAAUUUUAAACCCCAUCACGGCCGUUACAAAGACUUAUCAUCUUCCUUUUCUCAGUUAUUCCUUUAUUCAGAGCUCAGAGUCAAGCAGCGUCCCCUCGUGUCCUCGUUUCCUGGGUUAGGGUAAGUGUACACGAGAAACACGGAUUCUAUUACCGUUAGUGUCUCAUUGUUUCCAGCCUCGUCUCUCUCCCGCACAUGUAUAAGAGACCUCACUGUCCUGUCGGUUUACUUUCGUUUCGUGCUUGUCCGUCAAAUAAACCUCACAUUAUUA